Molecule: messenger RNA, 1274 nt
Organism: Exophiala mesophila
Lineage: Eukaryota; Fungi; Ascomycota; Eurotiomycetes; Chaetothyriales; Herpotrichiellaceae
Exons: 1
Coding region: 1-1254 (417 amino acids)
Biological process (GO): regulation of transcription by RNA polymerase II
Molecular function (GO): zinc ion binding; DNA-binding transcription factor activity, RNA polymerase II-specific
Source: RefSeq, a predicted model, not a curated record
AUGGCCGUCGAUGCCGUCAAUCCAACUACAAGCUCUAGCCCGCGACCUCGGAAGCGAAAGGCGCACAAAAAGUCCAGAGCAGGCUGUCGAAAUUGCAAGUUAAGACGAAUCAAAUGCGACGAGGCUCUUCCGACGUGCGUCAGAUGUCUCGAGUUUGCCGUCUCAUGCAACUACAAUCCCAAGAUCCCAGAUUUACAGCCACUAGAGCCUCACAUACGCGUAAAAAGGACCGGGACUGAACUAAUCCGAUCGCCUGUUUUAAGCAAACAAGAUUGCAUCACGAUGAUUUCCGAUUCAUUACGUGAUGAUCAGCCCUCGCCUGGACCGUACCUCAACUUCGGCGUUGAUGAAUUGGCUCGAGUACACCGAUUCCAGACCAGAACGGUGUUAUACGUGGGAUCAAACGCCAGCACUCAUGACUAUGGGACAGAGGUAUUGCGACUCGCCUGCUCUCACCCCUUCUUGAUGCAUAUUGUCCUUGGAGUCACAGCAUCACAUGAUCGCCACUUACAAGAACAUGUGACGCGUGCCCCCUUUACAGUUGAGUCGUAUCAUCUCAGUCAUGGAAUUCAGCUAUUCCAUGACAAGCUGUCGAACCCAGUUGUUUCCCGAGAUAGAGAUGCUCUCUGGGUUGCGUCGAUUUUGCUCGGCAUCGCUUCAUUCAGUUCCAUUGCGACUAGGGUGGUUGAAGAGGCUUGGCCUUUGGUCUCAGAGGAUUUGGCUUGGCUACGACUGAGCGAGGGUAAGAGAGUUGUCUUUCAGCUCACCAAUCCCGCGCGAUUGGAUAGUACAUGGCGGUCGUCGGUCGAGACAUACGUAAGCGCUGUUUCGCUACCAGUGAGAGCUCGCCACGGGGACACCCCUUUCGAUCACCUUUGCGAGGAGCCUGGGCCCGACUGGCCAACGUCCAAUCCUUACCAGGAGAUGGUCCCCAAGCUUGCGCACCUCCUCAACCUUGAAUAUGGCGAAUCAACCUUUUUACCGUUCCUCUCCUUCGUCAUGCACAUGGAUCCUCAUUUUGGAGACGCCGUGGAGCAACGCGAUCCUUGGGCGAUGCUCAUGUUGGCCUACUGGUUUGCCAAGGUCUGUCGUUCAAGGUGGUGGAUUGCAAGGAGAGCUAUCUUGUCAGGGUUAGCCAUCUGUGUCUACAUCGAAAGGAACUUUCCCCACGAUGAGAGGCUUCAAGCCGCAUGCAUUCUGCCAAGAGCAGUACUGGAGCGUGCAAUGGAGGCAGAAGGUCUAAAGUAUAGUUGAUCCAGCAAGAGACUGGAAAU